This is a messenger RNA of Lynx canadensis (Canada lynx), 821 nucleotides long. RefSeq names its product inner mitochondrial membrane peptidase subunit 1 (gene IMMP1L). The transcript is spliced from 7 exons. Bases 225 to 725 code for a protein of 166 amino acids. NCBI's taxonomy places the organism in Eukaryota, Metazoa, Chordata, Mammalia, Carnivora, Felidae. Gene Ontology annotation, molecular function: serine-type endopeptidase activity. The record is from RefSeq and is a predicted model, not a curated record. Gene Ontology annotation, cellular component: mitochondrial inner membrane peptidase complex; membrane.
AGCUCUACGUGGGGACGGCGGACUUUUCUGGGGCCCAGGUGAGAAAGGCCCACCUGAGUCCUGGGAAUUCUGAAAUCGUGGAUCACCCAUAUAUACUUUGAGAACAUGCUUUAAGUGUUUUUUUUUUUUUUUUUUUUUUUUCUGGAAGCCUUACACCUGCCCUAAAAAUUGAAUGUAUUGUAGAACAGACCUAUGGCCAAUGGUGGCAGAGUCUGCAUAGAACUAUGCUUCGUGGUGUUCUGGGAAAAACCUUUCGACUUGUUGGCUAUACUAUCCAGUAUGGCUGUAUAGCUCAUUGUGCUUUUGAAUAUGUUGGUGGUGUUGUCAUGUGUUCUGGACCAUCAAUGGAGCCUACAAUCCAAAAUUCAGAUGUUGUCUUUGCAGAAAAUCUUAGUCGACAUUUCUAUGGUAUCCAAAGAGGUGACAUUGUGAUUGCAAAAAGCCCAAGUGAUCCAAAAUCAAACAUUUGUAAAAGAGUAAUUGGUUUGGAAGGAGACAAAAUCCUCACCAAUAGUCCGUCAGAUUUCUUUAAAAGCCAUAGUUAUGUGCCAACAGGUCAUGUGUGGUUAGAAGGUGAUAAUCUACAGAAUUCUACAGAUUCCAGGUAUUAUGGACCUAUUCCAUAUGGACUAAUAAGAGGACGUAUCUUUUUCAAGAUUUGGCCUCUGAGUGAUAUUGGAUUUCUGCGUGACAGCCCUAAUGGCCACAGAUUUUCUGACGAUUAGCAAGCAUUUAUUCUUUUGAUUUCAUUCUCCCCUAUUCAAGUGAAUUUAUCAUUGCCACUGAAACCAUGUACCUACUAAUAAACUAUUUGCUAUUUA